Messenger RNA from Vitis vinifera (wine grape), 1677 nucleotides. RefSeq names its product (-)-germacrene D synthase-like. The record is from RefSeq and is marked provisional. NCBI's taxonomy places the organism in Eukaryota, Viridiplantae, Streptophyta, Magnoliopsida, Vitales, Vitaceae. Gene Ontology annotation, molecular function: terpene synthase activity; magnesium ion binding. Gene Ontology annotation, biological process: diterpenoid biosynthetic process.
AUGUCUGUCUCACUUCCCGUCACUCCUAUUCCAACCACCCAAAGGGUUCAUCAUCAGGAGGUGGCUCGCUCCACUGCAAACUAUCCUCCUAACAUUUGGGGUGAUCGUUUCCUCACCUACGCUCCUGAUGAUACGGUAACCCAGGAAUGUAAAGCACAGAAAAUAAAAGAACUGAAAGAAGAAGUGAGAAAGGAGCUAAAAGCCAGUGCCCAUAAGUCUCCAGAACUGCUGAAGUUGAUAGAUUCCAUCCAACUCUUAGGAUUGACAUACCACUUCGAAAGGGAGAUUGAAGAAGCAUUGAAAGACAUGUAUGGAACAUAUAGUCUGGUUGAUGAUAAUGAGGACCUCACAAAUGCCUCUCUCCGGUUCCGGCUACUAAGACAAGAAGGUUACGGCGUUCCAUCUGAUGUAUUUAGUAAGUUCAAAGACAAGGAAGGCAACUUCAAGGAAUCUUUGAUUGGUGAUUUACCCGGCAUGCUAGCUUUAUAUGAAGCUACACACUUGAUGGUGCAUGGAGAAGACAUACUAGAGGAAGCCCUGGCUUUCACCACUGCCCAUCUUCAGUCCGUGGCAACUGAUCCAAAUAAUCCUCUCUCAAAACAAGUGAUUCGUGCACUAAAGCUGUCCAUUCACAAUGGCGUGACUAGUGUAGGGGCAAGGCACUACAUUUCCAUCUACCAAGAAGAUGGUUCGCAUAAUGAAUCUUUACUCAAGCUUGCAAAGUUGGAUUUCAACCUGUUGCAGUCACUCCAUAGGAAAGAGCUAAGUGAGAUCACUAGGUGGUGGAAGGUUAGACUUUGCCACGAAGCUACUUUUGCAAGGGAUAGACUAGUGGAGAUUUACUUUUCGGCAUUGGGAGUGUGCUUUGAGCCCCAGUACUCUCUUUCUCUAAGGUUCUUAACGAAAGUGGCCAUCAUGAUAACCAUGGUGGAUGAUAUAUAUGAUGCAUACGGUACAAUUGAAGAGCUCACACUCCUUACAGAAGCAAUUGAAAGAUGGGAUGCCAGCAGCAUAGAUCAACUUCCAGAUUACAUGAAAUGCUUUUAUCGGGCAUUACUGGAUCUUUAUGAAGAAAUGGAGCAAGAGAUGGCCAAGGAAGGAAAAUUAUACCGUGUUCACUACGCAAAAGAACUGAUGAAAAAGCAAAUCCAAUCCUACUUUGUUGAAGCCAAAUGGUCGAAUCAAGGAUAUAUACCAACAUUCGAUGAGUAUAUGAGUAAUGGAGUAGUAAGUGGUUGUUGCUCUUUGCUCAUUGCCACAUCUUUCGUUGGCAUGGGAGAUAUAGUAACCAAGGAGUCCUUCCAGUGGGUGCUCAGCCGCCCCACGAUGAUUGGAGCUUCACAGAUCAUUUGCAGGCUCAUGGAUGACAUGGCUUCCCACGAGUUUGAGCAAAAAAGGGUGCACGUUGCUUCUAGUGUUGAAUGCUAUAUGAAGCAAUAUGGUGUUUCAAAGCAGGAGGCGUAUGAUGAGUUGAAUAAGCAAGUAGUCAAGGCAUGGAAGGAUAUUAACCAGGAGUGCCUCAAACCUACACCAGUGCUGAUGCCAAUCAUCACACGUGUUCUAAAUAUUGCCCGUAUGAUGAAUAUCUUGUACAAGGAUGGAGAUGAGUUCACCCAUGUUGGAAAACAGAGGAAAGAUCUCAUUGCAUCGAUCCUCAUAGACCCCGUGCCAAUGUAA